This is a messenger RNA of Haliotis rufescens (red abalone), 3142 nucleotides long. RefSeq names its product NEDD4 family-interacting protein 1-like. Gene Ontology annotation, biological process: positive regulation of protein ubiquitination; vacuolar transport; ubiquitin-dependent protein catabolic process. The record is from RefSeq and is a predicted model, not a curated record. Gene Ontology annotation, cellular component: endoplasmic reticulum; perinuclear region of cytoplasm; Golgi apparatus. Gene Ontology annotation, molecular function: WW domain binding. Lineage: Eukaryota; Metazoa; Mollusca; Gastropoda; Lepetellida; Haliotidae. The coding region runs from base 120 to 728 and encodes 202 amino acids. The transcript has 7 exons.
UACAAAGGUAACAGGGCAGGUGCUUGUCGCCAUAUUUGUUUGUACUUCGGCAGUCUGACGAACAUCGUCAAUCUUGAAGUAAUAUUUACGGAUCAAGGAAAUCGAGAUCCAUUUUCAAAAUGGAACGAAAUGUUAGAUAUGAAGUGUUGGUUGGUGAGGAGGAACAACUUCCAGCUCAGCCAGUUGCCAUGGCGAUGGUAAUCCCUCCUCCCCCGUAUCAGGAAAAUACUGUAUCUCAGUCAGAUCCUGCUGUGUACGGGGAGACUAAGCUGCCAUCCUACGUGGAUGCCACAACUCUACCGUCCUACGAGGAGGCGGAGAGGACAAAGCAGGAGGAGAUCCAGAGGCUGGACGAAGAAGGACAGAGAGACCCUACUCAGGACCGAUUCACGGACAUGACAAUUGGAACGGAUGGCAUGUUCAUCUGUACUUUUGUCAUUGCCUUCCUGUUCAACUGGAUCGGCUUCCUCCUGUCCCUGUGUAUUUCAAACACUGUGGCAGGCCGCUGUGGUGCUUUGGCCGGCCUGGGACUCUCCAUUGUCAAGUGGGUCGCCAUUGUCAAGCACAAUAACUGGGCGCAGGACUUCGCAUCUGGGGACUCAUGGUUGUGGUGGAUCCUUGUCAUCUGCGGAUUUCUGCUGUUCAUCAGAGGUUCAAUCCAGUAUGUGCGGGUCAAAUACGAGUGGAAUCGGGUGGCUGGCCACAUCCGACAAUACCGCCUCAUUUAGAUCACUUCUGCACACAAACGGGCAUUCACGGGACGUGAUACAGGAUUUGCAGUCACAACAGUGCUUGUACCAAGGAUAGUUAUUCCAUGUAAAAAAAGAUCCUUAGAUUGAUUACAAUGAGAACAGAUAUCUAUUGUGAGUGCAGAUCCAGUGUUAAUUGAAUUGAGAAAACUAUACGCUUGAUCAAUGAUAUUAUUCAUUUUUCAAUUGAAAGCCAUUACCACAUUUGAAUGAGGGAUUGAUAGUAACUUUCAGUUGGUAAUCAUGAUAAGGUAAUCCUUGUAUAAUGUUAUUGUGUACAUGUGGUUGUUGUGUAUAGUUUUAAUUUAAGUGUGCUACACCUGAAAUAGAUACUGCCUAAAGUUGAAUGUAUACUGUCCUGAAGUUACCUUGUUUUGAUCACCUAUACAGACAUACAUUUGAUUAUGCUGUCAAGGGCAUGUGUAAUAUCUGUUUCAGUGUUUAUUGAAGGAAGUUGUGUGUCGGUGUCUAAGAAAACAUGAACAACUUUUUUCGUUAAUUCUAGACUUAAGUUUAUGAUGCCUUCAGCUACUGUAAUGGUCAGGUGGAGGUAUUUUCCAAUACUCAAUUUGUAUAGAGUAGUCUCCUGCAUUCAGCUGAAUGUGGUUCCCUGUUUCGGAGUUAAAGGGGUUUUAACGGUAUGUAUAUAUUGUUUUGAUUAUAUGAGACUUAAAUUUCUGCUUUGAAAGUAGUUGAUGCUUUCAGUGUGUUUGAAAGCUGAGAUAUUGGUCUUUCAUGGGUGUAUACAUUUGUUAUAUAUUUGUGGGAUAUUUGUAAAUACAUGAAGUGACACGCGUAGCUCUUUUUUUGCACUCAAGUCAGAAGUUUUUGUAGAAACACUUGCUUAACAAGACAAUUCAAAUGGAAUAUUCAUAAUUUUAGUCCCAUUAGGAAGAUUAACAUUGUUGUGUUGACUAGAGAUGAAAUUAAGUCCCAAAUACAGCACUUGUAUUAACGUCUUGGCAAAAUGACAAAAUAUAUGAGCCUUUUGCAGGAACAUAUAUUGUGCAAAGCAGUAUUACAUUGAAAAUUAUCCAUUUCAAGUUUGAUAUAGCUUUAUGUAUAACAAAAUACCAUUGCUUUGUAUGAAAUGUUCGAUAGAUUGUAUUAGAAUUUAGUGAAAUAGUUUUAUCAUCGAGAAUUGAACUGUCAAGAGAUGUAUGAUUAUGCGUUGACAUAGAAGAUGUAAUGCAAACUAAAUACACAAGUAUCUUUCUUUUGUGUGUUAUUUUGGAAAUGUAUUGGCUGUGAAUGUACUGUUGUCUGUGUCUUAGACCACAGCAGCUGUGACAGUUGUGUUAUUGUUGAUGCGGCUAUAAACAUUAUUCACUCACUCAAGACCACAGAAGAAAAUGGGGUCUCGAUACCAUGGGUAAAACCCACCAAGGAAUGUUCAUUCAAGUCAUAGCAAUAUUCAUGUUUUAUAGAAUUUAGGAAAUAUGAGAGGUGAAAAAAUGGUUUUUCGGUUGUUAAAAGGUUUAGUUGCUCAUGAGAGGCAACUGUGGUCCAAGUGUUCUCAUUCUGAAGACAAGUAUUUGGGUUUGUCUCGGUGCAGUGUGUGAUGCUCAUUAUUAAUGUCUACUGAUGUGCGAUGUUGAUCCAGAAAUGUUGCAAGCAGCAAAACAGUUAAUCUCCUCACUCAAAAAGAAAUUUGGGAUUAGGAACCUCAAUAUUCUCAUACAUCUGGAUCAAAAUGUUAGAAUAUGUUUCAUAUUCACAGUUGAUGUUAAAGAUAUCUCAGACAACGAUUGAAAAAAAGGAAGCAGCAUUGAUCAUACACUGGGUUUACUUAUAAGACCAUCUUUCCAAGGAAAGUUUGGUCCAUAAAUUGAUUUCAUUUACUAAAGCCUUGUUUUCUCUGAGUUAAUUACCCCCUUCUGUAGUCACUACCAUAUUCAUGCUUGGGGGGUUUAUGACAGUGGUGUUUUCUCUCAUGCUAAGGUGAACAAAGAGGCAAGAUCCUUCUCUCACUGUAGUGGGGAUUUGAUAGUGUACGAAAUAGGUUGUCAUACAAACAGGUUUGUGCUGAAAAGAAUUACACAGUAUUCUGUACAUCAAAACCACUGUUGCUAAUCUGUUUUUCCUUAUUUCACCUGAAAGAAUUUGUUUUGAAGACAGCAGAUUAUUUUUAUUCAGAGGAAUAAUAUGAAAUAAUUGGAACAGUGAUACAUUAUUAGCAAUUAGUUUUCAUUGCAACAGUUUGAGUUGACACAAAUUCAAAUCUUUUAAUUUUUUCUUAAAAUAAUUUUUUAUUCUAAAAUGCCUUUAUGUUUUGUUUCAGAUGAUUGAAAUAUUAAUUUGGAAGGUGGGUGUGGUAGUGAUGGUGUACUAUGUGCUUCAGUUUCUGUCAGUUUUGUCCAUUUCUAUCGGAGAAUAAAUAAUACUAAAAUGUU